This is a messenger RNA of Tetrahymena thermophila SB210, 1662 nucleotides long. RefSeq names its product tellurium resistance protein. The record is from RefSeq and is a predicted model, not a curated record. Lineage: Eukaryota; Ciliophora; Oligohymenophorea; Hymenostomatida; Tetrahymenidae. The transcript has a single exon.
AUGGAAAAUAAUCAUAAUAAAUAAUCAUAAGUUUUAAAGUUGAAAUCUUACGAAGUAAGAUUGUAAUGGAGCUGUCAUGACUCACAAGAUUAGUAAGACAUUGAUUUAGAUUUAUAGUGCUUAAUAUUGGAUGACCUCUCUUAAAUUGAGGAUGUAGUUUACUACAAUUAAAAAAGUUCUACUUUAGCAGAUAUUAAACUCUCAGAAGAUUAAAGAGGUACUACUGAAGAAAAAUAAAAUGAAAUGCUUAAAAUUAACCUCUCAGAUUGCUAAUAUGGAAUUAAAUACUUAGCUAUUUUAGUUUGCUCUCAUGAUGGCAUUACUCUUAGUAAGCUGAAAACUGGAGUUUUAGAAGUACUUGAAAAUAAUAAACCUAUUUUGACUUCCUCUAUUUGUGGUGAAGAACAAAUUGUUUCCUAUUUGCCAUGUAUAUUCUCAAAGCAAUAUGAUGGUACUUGGAUUCUCAAUAAAACAAAAGCAGUGGAUAAAGUUGGAAAAACCUUCAUUGAAUGUGAAUCAAUAGUAAAAUAAGGCUUAUUAUCAUGUGGAUUCGACGAGGGUCUCUUUUAAGAAGCUAAAAAUUGGUGUGGUAACAAAACAUUCGAUCUAAAAAAAGAUGAUGUUUUAGUUAUUCCUAAUACUAUUAUGAAUAAUGAAGUAUUUGUUGGUCUUGGCUGGGAUACCAGAUGCGAUAUAGAUUCUUCCAUAGUAACAUUUGAUUAAUAAGGAAAUAUGAUAGAAAAUAUCUACUUUGGAAAACUAAAAAGUGAUAACUAGUCUAUCAUCCAUCAUGGAGAUAAUUUAACAGGAGUAGGAGAUGGUGACGAUGAAGUAAUUACUAUCAAUCUUAAAUAAGUAGAUUAGAGAGUAGAUACAAUUUGGUCUGUAAUUACAAUAUAUUCUUAAGGAAAGAAUUUUAGUGAUGUCUCUGGUACUUUUUGUAGAUUGGUAGAUAAAAAAACUAAUAAAGAGUUUUGUAGAUAUAAUCUUUCUGAUAAAUCUUCUAGUUAUUCUACUCAUAACGGAUGUAUUAUGGCAUGUAUUAAGAGGUAUAAGAACAAUGUCUGGGCUAUUUAACCAAAAGGCUUCUUGACAUAAGGUAAAAGAUAUUCAAGUGAAGUAGCACCAAUAAUUAAAAACAUUUUAAGUGGUAAUCUAAGCUAAAUAGUAAUUAUGAAUGAAGAGGAAAAGUAGUUAAAGCCUUAAUAAUAAUAAGAAUAAAAAUAAAUAAUAUCUCAAUCAUAAUAAUUAUAAUAAUCAUAAUUGUAUAAAUAAAAUGAAAGUAGUAAUAAAAUAUUUUUAGUUUCUUAAAUGAGUUUUUAAGCAUAAAACUAAAAAAAUAUGAAUCCUUACAUUAAUGUUAGUUUAAAUUAAAAGUAAGUACUAAAAACUAUAGUAAAAUAAAAUGAAGCAAACCCUAACUGGUCUGAAAAAAUCUAAUUGACUUUAAAAGAAGGAGAUAUUAUUGACUUUAAAAUAUAUAGUUAUAAUACAUUUUGCUUUGAUACUUUUUUAGGUUAGUCAAAAAUAAGAAUAAGUAAAGACAUCCUUGAUAAGAAUAAUGAAGAAAGUUAUGAGAACUAGUUAAUGGAUUCUCACCAAAAUUUAAAUUACUAAAGUUAGAUAAAAUUUAAAUUAUAAAGUAUUCCAUAAAAAUCUUGA